UGCUCCCCCAUCUUCCCCUUCUUACGCUUUAUCUGUGUUAUGCCUCACUGACUCGGACCCAAAGCCAUGGACGACAUCCUGUCUCAAGUCUUUGACGCAUGCAGGCUCGCCAGAGAACUGGAGACCAGCCUCCGCCUGUCCAACGUCCCGACCGAUCCCCACUACCUCUUGGGCUCCUGCGAGGAGAUCGUCGGCGCCUUCAACGAGGCCAUCCGCCGGUUGCACGCCGGAAAUCUGUCUUCCUACCCCUCCCAAAUGCUCUUAGGGGAGGCCCCGGGUUCCCGGCUGGACCCCGGCGCCGGAGAAGGAAGCUCGCGCGGCACGGGUUACAUGCAGGUGGCCAAUGGUCUGAGAACACCGGUGGUGGGGGCGUGGGGGCUGGAAAUCAACUCGGCCGCUCCCAUGGGGCCCUCGAGCUAUCCCGGCACACCGAAUACGGGCGUGGAGUCAUUCGUCGGCGGCGGCGGUGAGCCUCGAUCGGGUGCGGAGAGACCGUUGUCCGGGCGGAGAGCCGACGGGUCUUUGCCGCACAGAUCUCCGAGGACGAGGAUGGACGACGGCACGGUGACGAGGAGGGUGCCGGCGCUUCGGACGGGGAACAUGGAGAUGCCUCCUGACGACGGCUACACCUGGAGGAAGUACGGACAAAAAGACAUACUCAAUUCCAGGUUUCCCAGGAGUUACUACCGUUGCACUCACAGGAGUUACUACGGCUGCGAGGCAAAGAAGAAAGUGCAGAGGCUCGACGACGAUCCAAACACGUUCGAGGUCAUCUACUGUGGCACUCACACAUGCCAGACCUCUCCGACUCCCAUCCUGAUCCCCACCCUCGUACCCAGCGCCAUCGGCAACAACAUGAACGACAACGACAACGACGAUGGCGGCGGCGGCGGCCACCAGCAGGGAGCGUCACCGCAGUCUGCUUCGAUUCAGCUGCGCAACUGGCUCGAGGGCAAUCCGAGGAACACAGGAACCCUCCUAAUUCCACGGAGUGGAGCUGGUGGCAGCACCAGCAGACAAGUAGGACAGCAGCAGGGUGGUAGAGACAUAGACGGUUCCGUGGCAGAACUCGCGGACGCCAUGUUCAAUUCUGCGAGCAGCGGCAGUAGCAUGGAUGCCAUCUUCUCGCCGAGGCAAGGAAGCUUAUAAGCGUGAUCCAUCAUGAAAGCUAUAGGAUUUAGAUAGCAGACGCAUUCUUUUUGGCCAAGCUUUCCUUUUUCACUAUACAAAUCUAUGCUAGAUUUGUUUUGCUGUCUCGACAUAAAUCCACACCUGAAGUUCUUCAUAUUUAAAGCAUAGUUUUCUUUGUCUUUUCA
Musa acuminata subsp. malaccensis (wild Malaysian banana) is the source of this 1316-nucleotide messenger RNA. Its product is annotated as WRKY transcription factor 55. Gene Ontology annotation, biological process: regulation of DNA-templated transcription. The record is from RefSeq and is a predicted model, not a curated record. NCBI's taxonomy places the organism in Eukaryota, Viridiplantae, Streptophyta, Magnoliopsida, Zingiberales, Musaceae. Gene Ontology annotation, molecular function: DNA-binding transcription factor activity; sequence-specific DNA binding.